AUGGGCAGCACUCAGGACAUGACCCCGGUCAAGCCGGUCCUAUUCUUCGAUAUUGACAACUGUCUCUACCCAAGAAGUUCCAAGGUCCAUGACUUGAUGGCUGAUCUCAUUGACGAGUACUUCUCAAAACACCUGGAGCUUCCUUGGGACGAAGCAGUGAAGCUGCACAAGGAGUAUUAUACCAGCUAUGGCCUAGCCAUCGAAGGACUCGUGCGACACCAUCAGAUUGAUCCGCUCGAUUACAACGCGAAAGUGGAUGACGCCCUACCCCUCGAAGGGAUCAUCAAGCCCAACCCCGAGCUGCGUGAGCUCCUUGAGGAUAUUGACAAGUCCAAGGUUACCGUGUGGCUUUUCACAAACGCCUACGUAAACCAUGGGAAGCGAGUGGUUCGUCUCUUGGGCAUUGAGGACAUCUUUGACGGCCUCACUUACUGUAAUUAUGCGGAGCAACCCAUGCUCUGUAAGCCUGACCCCCGCAUGUAUGAGAAGGCCAUGCGCGAGGCGGGUAUUGAGCGAGUGGAGGAUUGUUACUUUGUUGAUGACUCUGGCUUGAACUGCGAAAAGGCGAAGGAAUUCGGUUGGACUGCAGCCCACCUUGUGGAGGAAGGAGUGCCUGCUCCCAAGACUCCAGUUUCGCAAUACCAGAUCCAGCACUUGCGAGAACUGCGCAACAUCUAUCCCCAGUUCUUCAAGUCUACAUCCAACUAG
Fusarium pseudograminearum CS3096 is the source of this 708-nucleotide messenger RNA. RefSeq lists its product as uncharacterized. Gene Ontology annotation, molecular function: nucleotidase activity. Bases 1 to 708 code for a protein of 235 amino acids. Gene Ontology annotation, biological process: pyrimidine nucleobase metabolic process; nucleotide catabolic process. Lineage: Eukaryota; Fungi; Ascomycota; Sordariomycetes; Hypocreales; Nectriaceae. The transcript is spliced from 4 exons. The record is from RefSeq and is a predicted model, not a curated record.